Molecule: messenger RNA, 1047 nt
Organism: Clonostachys byssicola
Lineage: Eukaryota; Fungi; Ascomycota; Sordariomycetes; Hypocreales; Bionectriaceae
Source: the annotation of a GenBank genome assembly
AUGCUCGCUUGCGGCGCCAUGCACAUGCGAGCCAUGUCCAACUAUGUCAGCACGCCGAAGACGCCGUUUCAUUACUAUUCAGACGCUGUGGCCGCAGUCUCUCGGACGUUGCGCGGCGAAUUAGGCGCCCACGGGGAGUAUAACGCUCUUGGUACAUACAAUGACAGCUUCGAUGCACUCGUUAUAUCCAUUAUACUACUCUACAUAUACGGGACCUGGACAGCAGCAGACAUACGCUCAAACGAAGAUAGGUGCCAUCACGUCCGAGGCGCGACUCAAUUGCUCAAGAUGCGAUACUGCCAAACCACAGACCCAUUUCCGCUCCGACCUAUUGACCGCGUCAUAAUAGAGAGCGUGCUUUGUCAACACUUCCUGCUCACAGCGCGCCACCCGUUCUUCCCCAACGCUUUCGUAGACACAGAGUUCUGGGCCUCAAUGGAGUCGGUGCUGGGAGGCGCCACGUGCAGCGCAGACUUUUCCACGGCCAAUCGCCCUAUUCUGGGAGUUCUCAUCCCGCUGUGUCGGCUGAUUCUAACUAUAGUGCAGCUGAAUCGCAGUCCGCUCCGUGGAGACGCCGCCACACUGACGGCAACGAAGCAAGAGAUGGCCUACUGGGAGGCUUCCAUUGAGGAGACCCAGUUCGAGAAUACACAUGCCAUGGGGAUAUACAAUGCGCUCGUCGUGGAGUACGUCCUUGCCGCCUCACUCAUGCUUGACUGGAUCGUCGACGCCGCGCCCAGCCAGGAGGCCCAUCCCUUUAACAUCCCUUACGGCGAGAGCUGGCAGCUCCGGCGCGCCAUUGACGUCCUCAAACGCAUGGUGUAUAAGGAUAAGUGGACGAGGUGCUACCUCGGCAUGUGGCCACUGCAAAUCCUUGGCUACGCGGUCGACGCCGAGGGGGACAUUGCACUCAUCAGGGAGGACCUCGACCGCCGGGGUCACGUCACGGGCAUGGGCGAAGCCCGUAUGGUCCGCAGCGAGCUUGAGGCACUCUGGCGGACAAGAAAGGACUCCGCUGGGGGGCUUGGCGCCGCUUCCAUGGAAUGA